AUGUCGAAUGUGCCGCGCAAUGACAGCGCGCAAUUGCAGGAGAUGUUGCAACGAUUGCAGCAUGAAAAGAGUGAGGUAGAAGGUAUGAUGCAGAUCUUGACAUCCAAGCUACAGGAAGCACAAGAAGAGAAUUUUGAUUUGCAUGCCAGUAUGUCUCUUUUUGAGACAGAGACACGUCUUGAAGGUGACAAGAAGGAACGUGAGAUGCAGAAUAAAAUAUCGGCGCUCGAGUCAAAGCUUUCUUUCAUGUCGGAGAAGUUUCAGAACGCUGAACGUGCCAAGUUACGAGUCAUUAAAGAAGUAGAGGAUCUGCAGCAGAAACAGCGGGUCGAGAACAAGCGGCGCGACGCUGAGAGGCGGCUCAUGGCCACGAAACGACGUAAACAUGAGAGUUUCUUGGCCACCAGUCAGUCUAUCGCUAUGACUCAACAGCAGGUUAUGAAGGUGUCAGUUCCUGUGAUGGAAACUUCUGUGCAAACUGAGAAUCCCGUGAAAGAAGAGACUGAACGAGGUCACCCAAGUCUCACGAAAGAGAAUGCGCGUCUUAUUUCGUAUCUUUUGACUGGAACUUCGAGGGAUUUACUGACGUUAUUGAAUGGAGUUGCAGUUGUGCGCUCAAAAGACGAGGCACAAGAGAAUGCAGACGUUGACCGGACGCAGCUUCCACAAGGAUGGCACAGCUCGACUCCGACGCAGUAUCUUACAGAAUUCAUCCGGAAACUCUUUGAAUGGCUCGUUACAGCAGUCAUCAGGUGGUGUCCCGUUCUCUCAGAGUGUAUUUUCUCAAAACGUGCUCGAGAACUGUACGAUGUGAUGGGGAGAAUGUUGACAGGAGACGUUUCUGCUGUUGCACUAGUACCGGUAUUCAUUAAAUACCUCACGACACUAACAGAUUUAGAGUGGACGGUGAUGUGCAGUGUACUGCGCGUCAUGUAUUCGGUGAUGCAUCAUAGCACACAUUUUCAGCGCUUUCUUACGGUAGAAUCGUCGUCUUCUGAUGCAACGUCAUCUACAAAUGCCGAGCUCCAAAGGAAUAGCAACAGCAUGGAGCACCCACGAAUAGUGUUACCUGGACUACGGUUUAUUUCGUUGGAUGAAUACUUAUCGGCUCAGUCAGAAUAUGGAUCUAUGGCACAGAAUGAUUUACUGCAGGCAUCGGCGGCCGAAGCUGCUGCAGACCAAAAAGAGAUUCGGUCUAAGCUGAUGUGUGCGCUUUGCCGGGCUGUAAAGAGCAAUAUCAAGGAGCCUGUCGUCGUGAAGGAUGGCCUACGCGUGCUCUGUUUUUGGGUUGACCUUGGACUAGCACAUGGGCCUGCAUUAAUGCCAGAUUUCAAGCCGUUGUUGGCAAGUAACGUAAUUUCAGGUAUUCUGUUGGCACCAAAGAGUAUUCCUACCGUCAAGGCGCAAGCUGUGGGGCUGCUUUCUCAACUGCUACGCGUUCCAGAAAUUUUUAUUGAAGUGGCGGCCGAGUCAAAGAAAAUUUUGCUUUUCAACCGAUGCGUCAAGAUGUUGUUGUGCGAAGGGAAUCUUUCUCGGAAUGAAGUCAGCAGUGUUCGGGCGUUUCAGCACCAGAUCGUGAAGUUGUUGCUGUCGAUCAUUACGUUGUAUCCAUCCGAAGGGAUUUGUUUUGUGCUUGAAAGCACUCAUGGCCUGCCUGGUGACCCAGACGGAUAUCGGUCGGUGAUUUAUUAUCUGGCACGUCUGCUCGACCAAGAGACAUUCGAGAUACGGACUGGAGGAGAAAGUUUCGAAACGCACGCAUUGUUACGUGAUCACUUUCGUUUGGAUUUGAUCCAAGAUGCAUUUGCUUUGGUUGGACUGCUUUCGCGCUAUGUGGAUCUACGAAGCGAACUAGGUGGAGAUGACCAAGUGCAUUCGUUUCUCGCUGUUUUGCAUUUUCUAAGCAACCUUCCCCAUGACGGUAUACGAAAAAUAGCUGCAUCGGCACGCGCCUUUGUCAUUAUGAUGAAUCUUGCCCGGCCAUAG
Messenger RNA from Peronospora farinosa, 1986 nucleotides. Lineage: Eukaryota; Oomycota; Peronosporomycetes; Peronosporales; Peronosporaceae. The record is from the annotation of a GenBank genome assembly.